CCUUUGUAUGAAACGGAGUAUAAGUUGAAUCACCCCAAAAAUUUGAAAGUUUCCUUUUCAAUUCUGUGAUUGGACUUCAAUGGAGUUGGAUGACUGGGAACCGAGUGCGGAAGAGCUGGAUUCUCUGGAGCGAGAUGCAAUGAGGCAAAUCGCUGAGCGCAAUUCCUCGUCUUAUGCUGCCACCACCUCUGUGCAGCAUACUCCGGCCUCUCCCCACCGGCCGGAGCGAUCUUCUGCUUCUGUGAAAAAUGCUCAGUCGCCUCCUCGGAGAAUACUGCCUUCAUUUGGAGCAAAUAAGGCAACUGAGAAUUUGCCAAGACAACAACAACAACAACAACAACAGAAACGCUCUGUUAAACUUUUCCUCCAUGCAAGUGGUGAUAUAGCUGCAAAAUUUGUGUAUGACCAGCUACUUAUAGAUGCACUACGAAAAGUACCUAAAGCCAGUUGGAAUGCAAAAGAAAGAUUGUGGAUGUUUCCUCUGUCAUCAUUGUCAUCAGCGGAAAAAAUUCUAAAUGGAAUUUCUUGCUCAAAUGUGGAGGUUCAGAACUUAGAUCCGUUGGUGCAACGUGCUAUUGUGGCUGCCAAUGAAGUUUGUGAUAUUCAAGAUCUCUAUGAAUCCAUUCCUGACAGCAUUAAAACAAAGCUAAUGCCUUUUCAGCGUGAUGGAGUAAGAUUUGCCUUGCAACAUGGUGCACGGGUUCUUUUAGCUGACGAGAUGGGACUUGGAAAGACAAUUCAGGCCAUUGCUGUAAGUUCUUGUGUCCGUGAAUCAUGGCCCGUUCUUGUUCUUACUCCAUCUUCCUUGCGUCUUCAUUGGGCUUCUAUGAUUCAACAGUGGUUGGAUAUUUCACCUUCAGAUAUCCUUGUGGUUUUAUCUCAAUUGAGUGGUUCAAAUAGGGCAGGAUUCAAAAUUGUGCCUUCAAAUGCUAAAAGAUCUAUCCAACUUGAUGGCAUCUUUAAUAUAAUAUCCUAUGACACUGUUCCUAAGUUACAGGAUACCUUAAUGGCAUCAGAGUUCAAGGUUGUUAUUGCCGAUGAAUCACACUUUUUGAAGAAUGCCCAGGCUAAACGAACCAAUGCAUCACUUCCUAUAUUACAGAAAGCCAAAUAUGCGAUAUUGCUUAGUGGAACUCCUGCCUUGUCAAGACCAAUUGAGCUUUUUAAACAGCUGGAGGCCUUGUAUCCUGAUGUUUACAAGAAUGUUCACGAGUAUGGAAACCGUUAUUGCAAGGGUGGCAUUUUUGGAGUUUAUCAAGGUGCAAGCAAUCACGAAGAACUGCACAACUUGAUGAAAGCAACUGUGAUGAUUCGCAGACUCAAAAAGGAUGUUCUCUCGGAGCUUCCUGUUAAGCGCAGGCAACAGGUUUUCUUAAACUUGGAAGAGAAGGAGAUGAAGUGUAUCAAUGCUUUAUUUUGUGAGUUGGAGAUUAUCAAAAGCAAAAUUAAAUCAAGCCAGUCCAAGGAUGAAGCUGAAUCACUUAAGCUCACUAUGAAUAAUCUUAUAAAUAAGGUACUUUUUGUUGUUUCAGUGCAUUACUGCGGUAUGAUUUCUGUGCAAGAAAAAUCAAAUUAUAAGAUUUAUGUUGCUUCUGCAAAGGGCAAGAUUCCAUCAGUUUUGGAUUACUUAGGAACAGUUAUUGAGGCAGACUGCAAAUUCCUUAUAUUUGCACAUCACGCAGAAAUGAUUGAUGCAAUUCACCAGUAUUUGCUUAAAAAGAAAGUUGGUUGCAUUCGCAUUGAUGGUGGUACUCCAGCAGCAUCACGCCAAGCUUUGGUCACAGAUUUUCAGGAAAAAGCAUCAAUAAAGGCUGCAGUGCUAUCUAUCAAAGCUGGGGGUGUUGGGUUAACCUUAACAGCAGCAAGCACAGUCAUAUUUGCAGAGCUAUGUUGGACUCCAGGUGACCUUAUUCAAGCAGAAGAUCGUGCUCAUAGAAUUGGCCAGGUGUCAUCGGUCAAUAUAUACUAUCUGCUGGCAAAUGACACUGUUGACGACAUAAUUUGGGAUGUUGUAAAGAACAAGCUGGAAAAUUUGGGACAGAUGCUUGACGGCCAAGAGAAGUCCUUAGAAGUAUUAGAAGAUAACUCAAGUAAAAGCCCUAUGAAACAAAAAACUCUUGAUUCCUUCAUGAAGCGUUGCAACACGUCAUCCGAGCACGAGCCCAUGCCAAAAUACUCGCGGCAUUGAACAUCAAGCAUUUCAACUUCCAAUGUUUUGUACAAAGUUUAACUGCACAAUUAACCCAGAUGAAAAUGAAUGGCAAAAGAGAAUGUCUAUCUUCAUUCUUCAGAUCCCUGUAUCUCUGCCGCUGCCUCUGUCGGAUCAGGUUAGACCAUUGUAUAUGCAAUAUGCUCCGAGACCUAGACUGAGCUCUGCUUCCAAGUACAGUUAUUGAAUCAAAAUAGAGAUUAGGGUAAAAAGUCCAUAUAUAUAUCUCCAAUCUUUUGGCAAUGUACUUGUCCUGACUGGUAAUUGAAUGAAUCUUCCUCAGAUGUUUUGUUUUAUUAGUACCCACGCGAUGAACAAGUUUAUGUUA
Ipomoea triloba (trilobed morning glory) is the source of this 2537-nucleotide messenger RNA. Its product is annotated as SWI/SNF-related matrix-associated actin-dependent regulator of chromatin subfamily A-like protein 1. The record is from RefSeq and is a predicted model, not a curated record. NCBI's taxonomy places the organism in Eukaryota, Viridiplantae, Streptophyta, Magnoliopsida, Solanales, Convolvulaceae. Gene Ontology annotation, biological process: replication fork processing; DNA repair. Gene Ontology annotation, molecular function: ATP binding; ATP-dependent chromatin remodeler activity. Gene Ontology annotation, cellular component: nuclear replication fork. The transcript has 25 exons. The coding region runs from base 80 to 2188 and encodes 702 amino acids.